This is a messenger RNA of Auanema sp. JU1783, 1179 nucleotides long. The record is from the annotation of a GenBank genome assembly. NCBI's taxonomy places the organism in Eukaryota, Metazoa, Nematoda, Chromadorea, Rhabditida, Rhabditidae.
AUGAAUGUAUUAUUCAUCUUCUUCACGGUAGCAGCGGUUGUAGAAGCCGAAAUUGAGAUGCUUCAAGUCCUUUUCCGCCACGGCGAUAGAGCACCAUCAUUCUCUUAUCCAUAUGAUGUUUAUAAUGAAACAUCAUGGUCACGUGGAUACAGUCAGUUAACUGAAAAUGGCUACGAACAAUCAAUGGAAUUAGGAAACUAUCUUAAUCAACGUUAUAGCACAUUUCUUAGGGGAAGAAUUAAUAAAAACACAAUUUAUGCACGGUCAAGUGAUAAGGAUCGGUGUAUUGAAACAGCCAUGGGUGUUACACGAAGCCUUUUCCCGGAUAAUCUUGUUCCAGUACAUACGUACUCGUCUUAUAAAGACGAUCUGCUUCUCAAACCAACAAGUUUGCGUUGUGAUGUGGCUGAUCAGCUGGUUCGCAAUGAUAAGAAAAAGCUUUAUAAGCUUCAAAAUCAAAAAUUCUCAAAAUUAUUUUCGUUUUUAACGGCAAAAACAGGAAUGACCGUUGAUAUGUCAUCCAUAAGUGAUUUAUACAACGUGAUCUACCGAGAGCAUUCAAACGGUUUGACGCAGCCCACGUGGGUGUUUGAUAAUUACAAAUCAAACUUGACCAUAUUUGACAUGAUCGUCGAGUUGAAAAGACAAGAUCGCAUGGAAACAUUCAAUAGUUUCUUGAAAAGUAAACUACGCACUGGUUAUUUGCUUGGACAGUUGGUGAAUGAAAUGGAAGCUAGAGCUUCCGGUAAAAUUGAACGCAAGAUGUCACUGUAUUCAACGCAUGACGCAACAAUAACUUCUCUUAUGUAUUCUAUGGGCAUAGCCAAUCAUUUACUUGUACCAUACACUUCAGCUUUAAUCUUCGAACUUCAUCGACUCGGAGACCAACGUUAUGUGAAGAUUUUAUACCGUAAUUCAACAAAUGCUGAACCUUAUGCCAUGAAGUUGGCUGGUUGUUCAGAUGUUAUGUGUCCCUUGAAGCACUAUCAUGAUAUCUUUGAUUCUCAAAUGAUCGAUAGCCGGGAAAGCUUCGAACAGCUUUGUACAUACACCUUCUCUUCAUGGAAGUAUAACAACAUGCUGAAUCUUAAUCAUUUAUAUUAUUUCAUUAUAAUGAUUAAUUCAUUCUUUGUUAUUCAUUUCUAUUUCACUUCUUUGUCAAAGGAAUACCACUCGUAG